GAGAGAGCACAUGAGCGAUGCCCCCCCCCCCGCCCCAAUCCCCAGAGUGCAGCAGCAGAAAGCCCUCACUCUGUUUAUUCACUGACAAACUCUCCAGCCAUGCACUGCUACCAGCCUCUUUGGGGUUUUUUAUCUUUGUGUGGGUGAGAUGUUGCCAAAUCUGAUUAUUUUGAUGUGUUUUCUGGCUCUUCGCUGUGCAGCUGAUUUGUGCAACUGGACUGGAAGCGGUUUUGCAGCUGGCGUGGAUUCCAGGAUUGUACUCCAGGUGCGGUUACGCUGUACAAAGGGCUCGGUGAGGUGGGUCUACCCGGGUCAGGCCCUCAGAGUGGUCCUCGAGCCCAAUCUGUCCUCCGCCCGGCACACCUCCAUCUGCAUCAAACCGUCUCCCUCCUUCAGCGGAGCCAGCAUGUUCAUUGAGCGUGCCGGGCAGCUGGAGCUGCUGGUGACGGACAGCGGGCGGCCGGAGUAUCAGGUGUUCUGCUUCCCGGCAGACGGACCUCACAAGCCCGUAAUCUACCUCCAGGCCAGCCCUCAGAGUGAUGGACCGCGGAACAGACGCACGGUGGGCUUCAAAUACGAGCUGCUCACCAACAGGACUGCUGCUGCGCCAAACCUCGGCCCCAGCGGGCUGGAGACAUCCUGUCGACCGUGCAAUGACACAGAACUUCUCAUGGCUAUCUGCAGCAGCGACUUUGUUGUUCGAGGCUAUAUCAAAAAGGUCACCCAUGACUCUCGACGUCAAAUGUCCUCAGUGGAGGUGUCAGCGCUGAGGGUGUACUGGCAGCGCAGUGGAGUGUUUGAGCAACAGCUGGAUCCACUGGUGUCAUGUCAGUCCUGGCGUGGACACAUCCACACACUCCUGCAGUGCCACGUCAAGCCCGGAGAUGGAGAGUUUCUUUUCACUGGGUCAGAACACUUUGGGGAAGCUUGGUUAGGGUGUGCCCCGCGAUACAAAGACUUCCUGUCUGUCUACCACAAUGCCCGAACGGCACGCCAGAAUUCCUGUGACUUUCCUUUAGACUGAGGAGGUGUGUGUGUGCGCGUCAUCUUAGCAAUACUGAGCUGAGAAGUCUAACCACCUCUGCACUGGUGCACUUCAGAUCCUUGCUGUCACGUUUCACCAAGGUGGCACCAGCAGGGAAAAGCCGCUGAAAUGCUGGUGAUAAAAACUAAUUUGGAGGAGGAGAACAGAGUUAACCAGCAGGGCCUCCUGCACUGCAGCUCAGAGAGGGCCGGCCUUUGUCUCUCUUCCAUCACUGCCCUCAGUCCUGGGAGAAUAAGGAGGGGUUGGGUUGCUGCUCUCUUUUUGUGCCUCUCCCUGCAUUAACUGUUGUUCAUUUUGCUGCCUCUCUGUGACAAUUGCCCUAUGAACUGAGGCAGGAGGGUGGAUUGAAGCACAGCCAUUUAUUAUUGCCAGUUUGUUUUACUGAAUAGGAGUGUACAUAUAUACGACGUUUUAUUGUGAAAUCAUCUGUUUUGUGUUUACUCCUGUCUGUUGGAUCCUGCACGAUGCAUUUUUUUCUUUCUGAUUCAGGAUUGCAGUGCAGCAAUCUUUUUUCUUGCAGCUGGAAAUGUUUGCAGUAGAUAUUUUACUUUAUUUCCUUUCUCUUUUUUUCGGUUGGAGAGUGGAUGAAAUCUAGAAACAACUGAGACUCCGGAUUGCUGAGCUUUAAAUAAAUCAAAUAUGUCUACACGUCUCCGUCGCUCCGAUGUACUCAUUUCG
This is a messenger RNA of Oreochromis aureus, 1723 nucleotides long. RefSeq names its product meteorin-like protein. Gene Ontology annotation, molecular function: hormone activity. Lineage: Eukaryota; Metazoa; Chordata; Actinopteri; Cichliformes; Cichlidae. The transcript has 4 exons. The record is from RefSeq and is a predicted model, not a curated record. The coding region runs from base 149 to 1024 and encodes 291 amino acids.